AUGAUUACUAGUCGUUAUUACUCCGCUACUUCCGAAGUUAAUCUACUUGAACUUGACCUUGACUAUUAUAUAAAGCGACCUAGUCUACUAUAUUACGGUAAUACCGAGGCCUUAACUAAACUGAGUAGUCUCUUAUUAAAUGAGGCUAAAGUCUUCAAGAAUAAUAGAAUAACGGGCCUUUGUUUUAUUAAGUAUGGCAUGAAUUUAUUAGAAAGAGUAACUAAGGACUCUCGCCCUUUUAAUAUAGACCUCUUUUUACGGGGUAUUUGGAAGGGUAUUCGGCAUCUUUAUAGUUUAAAUCUCAUUUAUUAUGAUCUUAACCCGACUAAUAUCCUAAUAGAUAGGAAUACUCCGGGAGAAAAAUUAGGUUUCAAGGCUAGGACCAGAGGCUGGACGAGUGAGGAUUUUAAGUUUGCAAGGCCCGAGAAUAAUGAAUAUAGAUUAUUAAAGAUUCGAGAUUUUCUAUUUUAA
Messenger RNA from Hyaloscypha bicolor E, 471 nucleotides. RefSeq lists its product as uncharacterized. Gene Ontology annotation, molecular function: ATP binding; protein kinase activity. Lineage: Eukaryota; Fungi; Ascomycota; Leotiomycetes; Helotiales; Hyaloscyphaceae. The transcript has 4 exons. Gene Ontology annotation, biological process: protein phosphorylation. The coding region runs from base 1 to 471 and encodes 156 amino acids. The record is from RefSeq and is a predicted model, not a curated record.